UUUAGUUAGAGAACCUUGGGUUAUCUAUUACUUAGUGAACACUACAGGUCUUAAAGGACAUGUUCCAGCUUAUAUCUGUAUUUAUCCUUGUCCUUCUUCAACAGACUAGAUGUCUGCCUGUUGAUUUGGUUGAUGAAGGACAAGAACUUACACUAGAUGUUCUUCACAUCAACGAUAUUCAUUCAUACUUUGAGGAAACCAAUCAAUAUUCAGCUAGAUGCAGGGAUCCAAGCCCUCAGUGCUAUGGAGGAAUUGCAAGAGUGUUUACAAAGCAAAAAGAAAUAAGAGAGAGAAGUCCAGCUACUACAAUAUUUCUGAAUGCUGGAGACUUUUACCAAGGAACCCUUUGGUAUUCCAAAUUUAAAUAUGAACCUAUGAUUGAGUUUGGAAACCAUCUGAACUACACAGCAAUGGGACUUGGAAACCAUGAUUUUGAUGACAAGAUUGAAGGUCUUACUCCAUUUUCUGAUAUGAUCAGUUUUCCUCUACUAGCGUCCAAUAUUAACAGCGAUGAAUCAGAUCUUGUGGAAGGAAAACAUUAUUACAAGUCUACUGUGGUUGAAGUUAACGGAACUAAGGUUGGCAUUAUUGGAUACAUUACUCAAUCAACCAGAUAUAAUUUCCCAGAUGGAGAAGUUGCAUUUACUGAUGAAAUUGCAAGUGUUAGAAGAGAAGCAGAAAAACUUGAUGCUGAAGGUGUAAAAGUUAUUAUUGCUUUGGGACAUUCUGGAUAUGAAACUGACAUAGUGCUGGCUAAACAAGUUCCACUCUUAGAUCUAGUUGUUGGUGGCCAUUCUCACACCUUUCUAUACACUCCGGAGAAUGAAGAUGAUAAACCAAUUGACUACAUUCAAGGAGCAUAUCCAACUUAUGUAACAUCAGCGGAAGGAAAUAAAGUUAUUCCUGUUGUACAGGCCAAAGCCUACAAUAAAUAUCUUGGCCAUCUUACUCUUAAUUUUGAUGUAAAUGGAGAACUAAAGCUUCCAUUGGAAUCUGAAGGUGUUAGUUUUGCAAAACCUUAUUUGAUGGAUGGUACAGUGGCACCUGAUGAGGAAACCUUAAGCAUGAUGGUUAAGUGGCAAGAUAGGCUCAGUGAUUACAAGAAAACUCUUGGUUACAGUGAGGUACUUUUAAAAGAAAAAGGAGAUAGUGAAGAAAGUAAUAUUGGAAAUGCAAUUACUGACUCUAUGAUCGCUGUUUAUGAGGAUGCCUCAAUAGCAAUGGUUAACAAUGGUGGUAUUCGAAGCAGUAUUCCUGUUGGUAAUAUUACUGGAGAAGAUAUCUACUAUGUCCUACCAUUUGAAAAUACUGUGGAUAAGCUUGUUUUGUUGGGAAGUGAGCUAAGAAAAGCAAUUGAAGUUGCAGCCAGUAAACUCAGCUAUGCUGAUCAUGAUAAGUACCCUGGGUUUGGAUUACAGUUAUCAGGAGCACAGAUAGAUAUGGUUGUGACAGAGGAAAACAAUGCUGGUAAUAGAAUCCAAAGUUUCAAAGUGAAGAACACUGAUGGUGGGUUUGACGACUUAAAAGAAGACCAACCGUACACCUUAGCUAUUGGAUCUUUUUUGGGUCCUGUCGGGAAACAAAAAUAUUUGAGAGGUAUUUUCGAUGAAGUGGAAAUCAUUGAGUAUACUCCUGGAGUAAAAACAGAUUAUGAAGCUAUGGCAGAAUGGGUUGAGACCAACUCUCCAAUCAAUGCUAAAAUUGAAGGAAGAUUUUCAGUUAACUAUGCCACUAAAUUAUAAUAUUUUAAGAGUUAAUUACAGAACAAUUAAAUAAAAAAAUUUUAAAAACGUGAA
This is a messenger RNA of Eurytemora carolleeae, 1796 nucleotides long. Its product is annotated as protein 5NUC. NCBI's taxonomy places the organism in Eukaryota, Metazoa, Arthropoda, Copepoda, Calanoida, Temoridae. Gene Ontology annotation, biological process: AMP catabolic process. Gene Ontology annotation, cellular component: plasma membrane. The record is from RefSeq and is a predicted model, not a curated record. The transcript has 3 exons. Bases 60 to 1742 code for a protein of 560 amino acids. Gene Ontology annotation, molecular function: 5'-nucleotidase activity; metal ion binding; nucleotide binding.